Molecule: messenger RNA, 5905 nt
Organism: Ctenopharyngodon idella (grass carp)
Lineage: Eukaryota; Metazoa; Chordata; Actinopteri; Cypriniformes; Xenocyprididae
Product: myeloid-associated differentiation marker-like protein 2
Exons: 3
Coding region: 2359-3270 (303 amino acids)
Cellular component (GO): membrane
Source: RefSeq, a predicted model, not a curated record
UCUUGUCUGUCGACGUGUUGUUAGUGUCUUCUUUGCUCCGCGAUGUAUUCUUCACUCUGUGUGGCGUGACAGCGCCAUAGCUUGUCGGACAAAGCAACAGUAACUAAGGGGGGCGGGUCUUUGCGAAGGGUCAAUUUUGAGUGCAACAGGACUUGUUAUAUCAGGGAUUGAUUGUAUGGUGAAAUGUGGAUUUAACACUAAUUGGAGCCAAAUGUUUGGAGAGAAGGGGUUUAAAAACUAAUCACCUGUGCAUAUAUUAGUACCUUAAAGGCACAUAUUAUUACUUGAAGUGUACAUAUUAGCAGUGUUGGGGGUAACUCAUUACAUGUAAUGCAAGUUAAGUAAUCGGAUUACUUUUUUCAAGUAACUAGUAACACAUUACUUUUAAAUUUACAACAAAAUAUCUGUAACAAUAAAAUCAGAUAUUUUGUGACAAAAAAUUUCAAAUAAUUGACAAGUAACUUUGUUUUCCCAUUUAUUGACUGACAGCUCUCCUGUCCUCGGGUUGAGGGAAGGUGCAGAUGUAUUGUGUGCGCUGUGAAAACAUGAUGGUAUUUACUCUUCACAAAAACAGAUUCAGUAUUCCUCAAAAUGAAUAAAAACUGCGAAAUGCAAACUCAGAAUAUCAUGCAAACUUACAAUACUUAUGUUACUUAUGUUAAAUUACACAAAUAUACUUUAUGUAUUUAAUCUCACUUUAUUAACCAAUGUCUUUGCUGUUGACUUUCAAUGAUCCAAUUCAACCAUACUAAUAAGCAAAAAUGACUUUAGGUGAACAUCACAGUUGUGUUUAUUUAUUUAUUUAUUUUUCAUUUUUUGUUGCUAAUGUAAGAGUUUCAAACGUUCUUCUCCUGUAUCCUAUUCUUCUUUCAUCCAGAAUGGUAGCACAGCUGAAAGGUUUGUUUGAGCAGCGCCCUCUACUGUACAGGCCUGAGUUUGUAUUUCCUUCAGCCUGAGGCUUAUUCAUUUCACUUUUGGCGUGAAAGGUCCUUUACAUUCACCAAAAAUAGAACUUUUUUGUUAUUAAAAACAAAAAAGCAAGCCCAAGUAACUAAGAAAUGCAAUUAGUUAAUUUUUUUAGGGAGAAACGAUAUAUUGCAAUGCAUUACUUUUAAAAGUAACUUUCCUCAACAUUGCAUAUUAGUACCUUUUGGGUGACACUGUGUCAGUGACAGCUGUUGAGACAUUUUUGAUUACUGUAGACAAAGCAUCUAAAUAUAGCAUCUAAUUAUGAAAAGCAACUUCUUAAAAUAAAAAAAAUUAAAUAAUAAUAAAAAACAGCAAGCAGUAGUUAAUGUAAAAUUCCUCUACAUUAACUCAAAGUAUACAAUAAAAGAAUGCCUUGGCUAGUGUUUUUGUUAAUUAUUUAAUUAUUUGUUUUUUUUUUAUCUGAAUAGUCUUGUACAAAACUGACGAGCAAUCUUUCAUCUGUUGUUUAAUCUGGGGCCAUGACACUUCACUUUUUCUUUGAGCCAGACAGAUGUGCCAGGGCCUACACCUUAUAACUGUCCCCAAACUUACACACACACAGUUUGCAACCAUAUGAAACACGACUCCCUGCACUGUUGCUUGACGCAGACAUUUGGAUUCCCACCCCAUUCCACAGUGGAAUAUAGGGCUCUAUUUAUAGAGCUGGUGGAGCCCGUGGCCCUGAGCUCGGCAGAACACACUCAUUAAAACCGCUUUCCCUAGUACACUUCAACUCGAAGCCCAGCACAUGCCAGUGUGUGUGAGAGUGGAAACAGUGCUAGAGAGAGUAAGACUUCUAAAGGUAAUCAGUGUUAAAAAAGUUUUAAGAAACCGGGAACCUACGGAUACCAUCUCAUGUGGGAUAUUUAUGGGACCUUGCUCAUCUUCUGUAUUAUGAAGAGACACUUCAGCUAUAGCAGGUGACAUUCAACUCACAAGGAACUUUCUACGUAGAUCCAGUGGUCAGGAUCAACUGAUAAAUACCAAGAGAAAGACCUGCGAGCAGAAGGUGACUAUGUAAAGACUCCAGCUUUAAGCUAGUAGGGGGCCAUUGUUUGGAAUUUGAAACUUGAAGUAAAUAUCAGCAAUGAUUUGAAUUUAAAAGACAAUUCUCUUGUGGUCAAACUGUUGCUUGCAUGUCAGUUUCUUGGAAAUCUAAAAGUACUUAUAGCAAAGUGACUGUCCACUCACAGACAGAGAGAACAUCCAGAGUUUCUGCUGUAAUCUGAUCCUACACACUCUGCAGUAAUUAUAAAGCAGAGUUGGGAAGCAGUAAAGGAGAUUUGUCAUUAAGGCUGCCUAAAUAAAGAGGCAGGCAAAAGGGCGAGGUUUGUGGAUUCGGCCGCGGAGGUGCAGCGUCACUCAUCAAGAUCCACCCGAGAACGGCUCAUGGACCCCCAAGGAGGCCACUACCUAAACAAGGCAGCGGUGCUGUCUGGACUCGGCGCUGCCCGCAUGUGCCAGCUGCUGCUGGGAUGCACCACCAUGGCCCUGGUGGCCCACAGUGCGGGAUUCAGCGCCACCUAUGGCACCUUCUGCAUGUUCGUCUGGUGCUUCUGCUUUGCCGUCACACUGCUGGUCUUCACCCUGGACGUGACGAGGCUACACGGGUGCAUGCCCAUCUCCUGGGACAACUUCACCGUGGCCUUCGCCAUGCUGGCCACUCUCAUGUACGUCACGGCCUCGAUAGUGUACCCCGUCUACUUCCUCCGGUCCGAGUGCCCGUCGGAGGGCUGCGAGGUGCGGAACUACCGUAUCGCCGUCACCACCUGCUCCAGCGUCUGCUGCUUCGCCUACGGAGCCGAGGUGUUCAUCACGCGGGCCAAGCCGGGGCAUGUGGUCGGCUAUAUGGCCACCGUGUCAGGCCUGCUCAAAGUGGUCCAAGCCUUCAUAGCCUGCAUCAUCUUCGGCGCUCUGGCCAAUGACAGUGAAUAUAACCGCCACAUCCCUACUCAAUACUGCGUGGUGGUCUACAGCCUUUGCUUUGCUGUGACCGUAGUCGUGGUGGCUCUUACCGUCUCGGGGAGAACAUCUUCGCUGCGCUUCCCUUUCGACCGCUUUGUGGUCAUCUACACCUUCCUGGCGGUGCUGCUGUAUCUGAGUGCUGCUGUGGUCUGGCCAGUUUUUAGUUUCGAUAAGAAGUAUGGAACCCCAGGGCGACCAGGAGACUGCCCUAGAGGAAAGUGUCCGUGGGACAGCAAGUUGGUGAUCGCCGUGUUCACUUGUGCCAACCUGGUGCUGUACUUCACCGAUCUGGUGUACUCUCAAAGAAUACGAUUUGUCUCGCAUUCAGCAGCAUAAGGCCAUCUCAUCUCUAGCCUGGUGGAUUUAUAAAUACUGGAAAUGAGGCAGGAAAAGUGUUGUGAAAUACAGACAUGCCAAUAAAAUACAGCUGUAUGUACUAGUAUAUUAAAGUAUAAUUUCUGAUUUUUUUUAAUUUUUGUUGGUUAUAAUGAAAAUGUUUUGUUGGUUAUAAUGAAAAUGUCUACAUAAUUGCUGGGCUUGAAUUUUUCAUUGUGUUAAUGAAGAGUUACUUUGCUUAGUAGAAUAAAAUCAAAGUAAUUUUAGAUUCGGUGCAUACCAAUGUAGAAUUAACUUCUGUGGCAAUGCCUCUCUGCAAUUCCUUGUCACUGUAACCCUUAAAGGAUUAGUUCACUUUCAAAUGAAAAUUACCCCAAGCUUUACUCACCCUCAAGCCAUCCUAGGUGUAUUUGACUUUCUUCUUUCUGAUGAACAUAAUCGGGGCUAUAUUAAUAAUGCUUCCAAGCUUUAUAAUGGCUGUGAAUGGGAUUGACAAAUCUCAAGAAAGUGCAUCGGCUGCAUCCAUCCAUCAUAAACGUACUCCAUGCAGCUCCAGGGGGUUGAUAAAUGCCUUCUAAAGCGAAGCGUUGCGUUUGUGUAAGAAAAAGUAAAAGUAAAGUAAAAUAUCUAGCUUCCACCAGACUGCCUUCCAUAUUCAACUUACGAAAAAAGGAAGUUUUUUUUUUUUGUAAGUUGAAUACGGAAGGCGUUGGACAUAGCGUAAGUGUUUUGAACUGCGAGAAGCUUUACACUUUCUUCAUAAGUUGAAUAUGGAAGGAGGUCUGAUAUGUAAUGUAAAUAUGGAUAUUUUUCUUACACAAACGCAUCGCUUCGCUUCAGAAGGCCUUUAUUAACCCCCCGGAGCCGUGUGGAAUAUGUUUAUGAUGGAUGGAUGCACUUUCUUGAGGUUCAAACUCAUUGGUCCCGUUCACUGCCAUUAUAAAGCUCAGGUUCGUCAGGAUAUUUAUUAAUAUUUCUCAGAUUGUGUUCAUCAGAAAGAAGAAAGUCAAAUACACCUAGGAUGGCUUGGAGUAAUUUUCAUUUUAAAGUGAAUUAAUCAUUUAAAGCAAGGGUGUCCAAUCCUGCUCCUGAAGGACCAACAUCCUGCAGAGUUUAGCUCCAGUCAGCUCCAACACACUUGCCUGGAUGUUUCUAGUAAUCCUGAAGACUUUGAUUAGCUGCUUUAGGUGUGUUUAAUUAAGGGUUGGCGCUAAACUCUGCAGGACAGUGGCCCUCCAGCACAUGUCGUUCUAAGGCAGUAUGACUUUUUUUCUUCUUCUGUGGAACAUAAAAGUAACCAAAAUGUCUUCAUUUAUGUUCCACAGAAAGUUAAACGGUUUUGGAACAGCAUGGGGCUGAGUAUAUGAUGACAGAAUAUUCUUCUUUUUUUUUUUUUUUGCCUGAUAUAUCUCUCUCUCUUUUUUUUUUUUUUUAUGUCUACUAAACACUAAGAUUAGAACUGUUAUUAUAUGGCUUACUAUAAGUAAAAUUAAUGUGUAUUUUCCCCUAAUUUAGGUAUACAUAAUGUUAUUAUAAUUAUAUGCAUGGUUAUUUGAUUACUAGUAUGGCAAUAUCCAAUCAUGAGAGAUCUGAGACCUCUGAUUAGAAGAAGAGAAUAUAUCACUUGUUUAUGUAUUGUCCACAGAAAUAAAUACCAUGCAGUGUUUUAAUGAAUGGCCUUAAUUGUCAUGGUGCUCAGAUAGCAUCUCUGUUUAUCCAGUCAUACUACUCAGGCUCUAAUAUUAGUUCAGUAUGGAUUUUUUUCUAGUAGGCUAUGUGACAAUAUAUUGUUACUUAUUCUCAAAAUAUUUAAAUAAAUCAAAAUAUGUUGGUAAUUGAACUGGAUUCUUUUGUGUCAAAGUUUCUUUCUCUUCCUUGCCACCACCUCCAAAUACAAGCACACAAAAAUGACCAGAAAUACAAAUUAAGACAAUGUUGUGUAUAAAUAUGUGUGAGUGUGUGGUUAUAACCUACACUAUUAUGAAAAUUUAAAUGUAUUAUGUCCCAAGAAGUUAACUAAAUCUGAAGAAGCAAAAAGGUUUAUAAAUGGACAGAAUAACUUUAAUAGGUUUUUUUGUUUUUGUUUCUUGAGUUGGGGGUUUGGGUUAGUCUUGUCAAAUACAUAUCAAUAAAAUGGAAACAUCAAAAAUAAGGAAGCUGGAUAGGACAGGCGAUGUUAAAAUGCGGAUACAACACUACGAAUUCGGAUACAGUUUUGCUGUCUUUCUGUUGACACAAGCCCACGUGCUCAUGAAGAGCGAUGCAACUGGCUUCACCGUCAGCAGAGCUGGCCUAUCAGGACGCAUGGUGCACACAUAAAGUACAGGGAUUGGCUGAGGCCCAAGCAGCGCUCUACCGUGAUUGGUCUCAGCCUGCUACUCCGCGUCAGGAAUGGCAGUUUAACUAAACGUCCACAGACAACGUGAACACGAUAAACAAACGUGAAACAAACAAUAUAUGUGAACGACCUCUUCGAAAGAUCGUGUUUUAGGUCAAAAUGAGCGUUGGUUUCAUCGGAGCGGGUCAACUGGCGCACGCGCUGGUGAAGGGCUUCACAGCCGCAGGUGUGAUCGCCACGCACCGGAUAACAGCGAGCUCUCCAGACAAAGACCUGCCAACUGUCACCGGGCUAAGA